AUAACCGCAGAAUACGUAUAAAACACAAACGUUUAUUCUGCGAUAAAUAACUCAUAAGUGAAUUGUAUUAUUAAACCAUUAGAUAUAAUUAUUUUAUUAUUAAUAUAACAAUGGACGAAGUACAGAAGUUGGAGCACCUUUCCCUGGUCUCAAAAAUAUGUACAGAAUUAGAAAAUCACUUGGGAAUGAAUGACAAAGAUUUAGCUGAAUUUAUAAUACAUCUUGCUGAGAAAAACCCGGAACAAGAAGCAUUCAAACGCGUCCUAGCUGAAAAUGGAGCUGAAUUCUCCGAUUCAUUCAUCACAAAUCUUCUUCGUAUAAUUCAACACAUGAAACCAGCCUUAUCCAAAGCAUCUGGACUAUCAGGCAAACUAAUAUCCAAACAAGAUGUGCUCACAGAAAAAUUCCCUGGGCUUGCAAUUCCAAAUGAACCACAAAAACCACUUUAUCAAGAAAUCGAAGAAGAAGAAAAAGAAAAAGCAGUGGAUACUGAUGUAGUAGCUGAUUUAAUGGCACAAUUCGAAGCUGCAGCACCCGGUAGUAAACCAACAAAGCGCCAAAGGUCAAAAUCAAGAAGUCCAGACAAACACAAAAGACAAGACAGAAGAAAUCGCAGCAGAAGUAGAAGUAAAGGAAGAAGCAGACGAAACAGAAGCCGAAGUGGAAGUAGAUCCCGCCACAGAAGAUCCAGAUCACGAAAUAGAGACAGCGGAAGAAGUAGAAACAGAAAUAAAUCCCGCGAUCGAUCAAAUUCACGCUCAAGACAUCGUGAUCGGUCAAGAUCACGCGAUAGAAGCCGUCGUAAUGAUCGCGCACGCGCAGAACGCUCAGACCGCGACCAAAAACGACGCAACCGAAGUGAAGAACAUGAAAUGGACGAUGAUCCAGUCCCCGGAAAGAUCUACACCGGUAAAGUAGCUAACAUAGUCCCAUUCGGUUGUUUUGUGCAAAUGGAAGGUCUGCGCAAGCGCUGGGAAGGUUUAGUACACAUUUCACAACUACGCGCAGAAGGACGCGUCACCAACGUGUCCGAAGUAGUCGCACGCGGAAACAAAGUAAAAAUAAAAGUCUUAUCUGUAACCGGGCAAAAAGUCUCACUUUCCAUGAAAGACGUCGAUCAGAACACCGGAAGAGACCUUAACCCUACUUCGCAUCCAAGUCAACGUGAACGUGACGACCAGGAUCGCAAUCCAGACCGGCCUAUGUACAACAGCACAUCAGUUCUACGCCUACCAGUAAACAACGACGAAUCUGAGGAGGAUUCGCGCAAGCGCGUUACGCGUAUAUCCAGCCCUGAACGCUGGGAAAUCAAACAGAUGAUAUCGUCUGGUUGCAUAGAUAAAAGUGAACUGCCUGAUUUUGAUGAUGAAACAGGUUUGUUACCCAAAGAUGAAGACGGAGGUGAAGCAGAUAUUGAAAUCGAGUUAGUAGAAGAAGAGCCGCCAUUUUUGCAUGGUCAUGGCCGCGCUAUGCAUGACCUAAGCCCUGUCAGAAUUGUCAAAAACCCCGAUGGGAGUCUAGCGCAAGCCGCCAUGAUGCAAUCGGCACUCGCGAAAGAACGCCGUGAGUUAAAAAUGAUCCAACGCGAAGCGGAGGUUGAUCAACACCAAACAGGCAAAGGAAAGAAUUGGAUCGAUCCAUUACCUGAGGAUGAAUCCAAAGCAUCCACUGCAAACAUCCGCGGAAUUGGUUUACAAUCACAAGAUCUCCCAGAAUGGAAAAAACAUGUUAUCGGAGGUAAAAAAUCAUCGUUCGGUAAGAAAACUAACCUCACUAUUAUCGAACAACGUGAAUCACUACCCAUAUAUAAGUUACGCGAUGAAUUAAUCCAAGCCGUGACGAAUAAUCAGAUAUUAAUCGUGAUUGGAGAGACUGGUUCGGGUAAAACAACGCAAAUCACGCAGUAUUUAGCCGAGGCGGGUCUAACCUCACGUGGGAAGAUUGGCUGUACACAACCAAGGAGAGUUGCGGCUAUGUCUGUCGCCAAGCGGGUUGCAGAAGAGUUUGGUUGUAGGUUAGGUCAAGAAGUAGGUUAUACCAUCCGAUUUGAAGACUGCACAUCGUCGGAAACACUUAUAAAAUACAUGACGGAUGGUAUGUUGUUGAGAGAAUGUUUAAUGGAUCUUGAUUUGAAGAGUUAUUCGGUGAUUAUGUUGGAUGAGGCGCACGAACGGACAAUUCACACGGAUGUUUUGUUUGGUUUGUUGAAACAAGCAGUGACGAAACGUCCAGAGUUGAAAUUGAUUGUAACUUCAGCUACUUUGGACGCUGUGAAGUUUUCUCAGUACUUUUUCGAAGCUCCCAUCUUUACUAUUCCUGGUAGAACGUUUCCGGUUGAGGUUUUGUAUACAAAAGAACCUGAGACUGAUUAUUUGGAUGCUAGUCUUAUAACUGUCAUGCAGAUUCACCUGCGGGAGCCACCAGGUGAUGUUUUGUUGUUUUUGACUGGUCAGGAGGAGAUUGACACUGCUUGUGAGAUUUUAUACGAACGUAUGAAGAGUCUGGGACCGGAUGUGCCUGAACUCAUCAUACUUCCGGUUUAUUCUGCGUUGCCUUCCGAGAUGCAGACAAGGAUCUUUGAACCUGCCCCGCCUGGAAGUAGGAAAGUUGUCAUUGCUACUAAUAUUGCAGAAACUUCGUUGACUAUCGAUGGGAUUUUUUACGUUGUUGAUCCUGGUUUUGUUAAGCAGAAGGUUUAUAAUUCUAAGACUGGUAUGGAUUCGUUGGUGGUGACACCUAUAUCACAAGCGCAGGCGAAGCAGAGGUGUGGGAGAGCUGGGAGGACAGGUCCAGGAAAAUGUUAUAGAUUGUAUACGGAAAGGGCGUAUAGGGAUGAAAUGUUGCCUACGCCUGUUCCGGAGAUUCAGAGGACGAAUUUAGCGGCUACUGUGUUGCAGUUGAAGACGAUGGGGAUCAAUGAUUUGCUACAUUUUGAUUUCAUGGAUGCGCCACCUGUGGAGUCACUUAUAAUGGCGUUGGAGAAUCUGCAUUCGCUGUCUGCUUUGGAUGAUGAGGGACUUUUGACACGUCUAGGACGAAGGAUGGCAGAAUUUCCUCUAGAACCUAACCUCUCAAAGAUGCUGAUCAUGUCCGUGGCACUCCAAUGUUCCGACGAGAUUCUCACGAUUGUAAGUAUGUUAUCCGUGCAGAAUGUCUUCUACCGUCCCAAAGACAAACAAGCGAUCGCCGACCAAAAGAAAGCAAAGUUCAACCAGGCCGAAGGCGACCAUCUCACAUUACUAGCCGUCUACAACAGCUGGAAAAACAACAAAUUCUCCAACGCAUGGUGUUACGAGAAUUUCGUUCAAAUCCGCACAUUAAAACGCGCUCAAGACGUACGUAAACAAUUGUUAGGUAUAAUGGACAGACAUAAACUCGACGUGGUUUCCGCUGAGAAGAACACCGUACGCGUCCAGAAAGCAGUUUGUUCCGGCUUCUUCCGAAACGCAGAAAAAGACCCACAGGAAGGUUACAGAACCCUAGUUGACAGUCAAGUAGUUUAUAUUCAUCCAUCAAGCGCGCUUUUCAAUCGCCAGCCAGAAUGGGUGAUAUAUCAUGAGUUAGUACAGACUACAAAGGAAUACAUGCGUGAAGUCACCGCCAUUGAUCCAAAAUGGCUGGUGGAGUAUGCGCCUGCGUUCUUCAAGUUCUCCGAUCCGACAAAACUAAGUAAAUUCAAGAAGAAUCAACGACUUGAACCGCUGUAUAAUAAAUACGAGGAGCCGAACGCAUGGAGAAUAUCGCGUGUACGACGCAGGAGGAAUUAAUAUUUUAUUUCCAGUGUCAUCAUCCGGAAUGUACAGAUAAAAGUCUAUUAUCUAUGCUAAGCAAACAUAUUGAUUCACUUCAUUUACAUAAAUCCUUUGUCACGAAUAUAGAACGCUCGUUAAUAUGA
Messenger RNA from Dalotia coriaria, 3895 nucleotides. RefSeq names its product ATP-dependent RNA helicase DHX8. The record is from RefSeq and is a predicted model, not a curated record. Gene Ontology annotation, molecular function: RNA helicase activity; RNA binding; ATP binding. Gene Ontology annotation, cellular component: catalytic step 2 spliceosome; intracellular anatomical structure. NCBI's taxonomy places the organism in Eukaryota, Metazoa, Arthropoda, Insecta, Coleoptera, Staphylinidae. Gene Ontology annotation, biological process: spliceosomal complex disassembly; mRNA splicing, via spliceosome.